Molecule: messenger RNA, 2001 nt
Organism: Brettanomyces nanus
Lineage: Eukaryota; Fungi; Ascomycota; Pichiomycetes; Pichiales; Pichiaceae
Exons: 1
Coding region: 1-2001 (666 amino acids)
Biological process (GO): cellular response to starvation
Cellular component (GO): nucleus
Molecular function (GO): RNA polymerase II transcription regulatory region sequence-specific DNA binding; DNA-binding transcription factor activity
Source: RefSeq, a predicted model, not a curated record
AUGUCAAACUCUCUAGGAAGCCUACCAGGGUGGCAUGUGAAUUUUGUCAUUCCAAGCACCUGCAGUGUGACGACCGUCGACCCUGCAGUAACUGCAUCAAACGAGGGCUUCACCAAGAUUGCAAGGACUCCAUUCGAAAAAAAGAAGUCCACAUCUCGUAAAGACUCCAUCGACUUAUCUUUAGAGUCUAUGAGCCAAGUCGGCCAGCUUGGUGAAUUUGGCUCCACCUCUGCCAUUGGUACCACGAAUAUUAUACGCCUUCUGGACUCUGACUCAACGGCAUUUUCUGUUAGUGGACAGUCCAAGAAACUUCAAAUCGGUGGAAAAGUGAAGAAAAAGCGCAGAAAGUAUCGAAAGCGAAAGAAGAAAGCAGACUCUCCUAUGAAAAUGAUUCAAGUGACUGAACAAACACAAAAACAUGUUCCUGAUUCCAAACAGGAGGCCCCUACCAGAUUUCAUUCGCCAUCGUUGCCAGCAGGAUCCCAGAACCUUUCAGCCGCCAGCUUUGUCAAUUUUGAGGACACCUCCAAAGCAAUUUUGCCAUUCAGUUUGUCUGUUGCAACCUUGAAUAAGCUCCUCAGUCAUGCUUCCGGUGUAUUACCGCCGUCACAAGUACCAACUUUUCAACUUCCCCCUAAACCACAAUCGCACCUUGCUUCUUCACAGAUUGAUCCUGCCUUCAAUUCUUCUACCAUCAGGGUAAUUAAUCCCGAUAAUACUAGCGAUAAUGCCAAUGUCAGCACACUGAGCGAUCAUAUACCAACGGAAGUAUCCUCUCACACUCCUCAAUACAGUGCAUUUGAUUCUGGAGUUGACCUUCAGUCUACAGUCGAUCCGGAGGAGCCUCUUGAAUUUAAUGCUCCUUCUUCGAGACGACCUUCUUUGGCGUCUAUUUCAGCCUCAUCGCAUACUCUUAAUGUUCCUCAUCAGUCAUCAAAUCAGGAACUGUUAUCAGCUCCCGCUUCAAUUGAUUCUUCAGUCUACAAACAGAAACAACUGCAGCAUUCGUCUCGUGAUUCUUCCCCGCAUCACCAAUUCCCGAAUGCCUUAGAUCGCAAAUCUCCAGAGGGAUCGUCAGACAAUUCGAGUGGUAAAAAGUUCAUGUCAACCACUGCCAACGAUGAAUACGUGAAGCUGACAGACUUGCUCAAUACAAAUCCCCCCUCUCCAUCUCAAGACUUUUUGGAGGAUUUUAGUGGUCACAUAGAUACUGACGACGAUUACCAUAUCUCGCUUCCAUUCAUAGAGAUUGGUAUCGAUGAUAACAGUAUGAGAACCUCAUAUACAAACAACACCACACCAAAUUCCUAUAUUUAUAACGGCGAGCAUUCUCAUAUGCCUAAUACGGCGAGAGAGAUUCCACAUGACUUGCAAGAGGAUGAUGAUUUUACCUCUCCGCUAAUAAUGAGGCAUGUCAUCAAGAAACCAGAUGAUAUUUAUUUGACCAGCAUAGUCAAAGCUUAUCAAUACCCUAAGGCAUAUCAUGCUCUCAUUGCUUACUUAAAGCAGAGGUUUGACAAGAAUCAAUUGAUUGAAGUAGCCAAGUGCAUGGCAAAAUACAGACCAUCGUUCAUCGCCGCUACAAAAUCUUUAUAUGAAAACGAUUUGAUCUUUACGGAAAGAUCGUUCCAAAGAGCUUUGUUGGAGUAUGAACAGUUGAUAAGCCUGUCCCCAUCACCCACUAUUAUCUGGAGAAGAACGGGAGAAAUUGUGGCGUUGACAAACGGAUUUGCCACCAUGACAGGCUACUCAAAGAUGUCACUUUUGUCUAAAAGAACAUUCAUUGUGGAGCUGAUGGAUGAUGAAAGUACCCUAAAGUACUUUCAAAGUUUUAGCGAAAUGGCAUUUGGUGAUUUGAAUGCCACCUACCUCACUGAUUGUAACUUGAGAAAGGCCGACGACAAUGACUAUUUAAAGUGUUGUUGUGUUUGGACCAUCAAGCGUGAUGUAUUUGAUAUUCCAAUGCUUAUUGUAGGCCAAUUUCUUCCUGUAUUAAGCUAG